AUGAUACAACGGCCUCGCUCAUCAUCAAAGCCUACCACCAACACCUUGAUUGAUUUCCAUGCAUUACGUGAUCCCGUCCCUCUCAGCAACCUCUCUCCUCGAUCUCUUUCUGAAAAACUGAGAGAAUCCACAGACCUGUCAAAAAUCAACUUUAAAUUUUUACUUUUCGAAAUUCGAGUACAAGCCAAAGCAGAUCAAGCGGUCAUUUCAACUCUUCCAACCAAUAACUCUCAAGAAUGUCAUCCACUUUGUGUGUUGUUUCAACUUCAAAAAGCGUUGGCCACCCCAAAUGACACAAACACGAAAUUAUUGAACUCUAAUUACACCAUGAGUGUUGAAGCAGCUCCUGAACUUUUUAUUGCCACUCCCGAAAUAACCUCUCAUUUGCCAUUAUAUGUACUGGCCAUCAAUACGGAGUGGUCUCUUAACUCACAUUUGGAUUUAUAUUUUAAAACUGUUCGUCAAGUAUUUUGUGAACAGGAACAGGAAUUCUUUUCAGAGCAGAAUUCUUCCUAUGAUUUUGAAGUGAUGGCGACUCAAAUUCAUGAACUGCUCUCUGAUCGACUGGAAAAGGCUCUUCUUAAAUUGGCCACUCGUGAAAGUAAAGCCAUUUCAAAGUCUUUGCUCACUUUUAAAGGAAGUAAUCACAUACCAGUGGAGAUGGAUCAUGAUGAAAUUACGAAAUUGAAUAAGGAAUUGAAUACGAAUGAUUUUACAAAGAAUGUACUUUUUUCAACACCCACUCCGUAUAACGACUUUCAUACAGAAUCCGUGUUGCAUUUACAUAUUCCAAUUCCACAAAAUUGGGAAUCGAUGAAUGACUUGUCUACAACACUUGUGAAGUUAAAACCAACUAGUAAUGAAUACAAGUUUGUGAAAUCUUUGAUGGAUACUACGAUUCAAAAACACAAAGGAAAUGUUGGAGGAGAGUUUUCACAAUAUCUCAUUCGUUCCAUUACAAGAAUUCAAAAUGCCAAGCUCUAUGUGAAAUAUUUUUUGAAAUCUCAAGAAUAUGCACAUGAGAAGAAGCAAUUAGAAUUGUAUUUAUUUCAUGGCUGUCCUGAGGCUGUAGUGGACACCAUUGUUGAGUAG
Molecule: messenger RNA, 1092 nt
Organism: Naegleria lovaniensis
Lineage: Eukaryota; Heterolobosea; Eutetramitea; Acrasida; Naegleriidae
Exons: 1
Coding region: 1-1092 (363 amino acids)
Biological process (GO): negative regulation of gene expression
Cellular component (GO): cytoplasm; nucleus
Molecular function (GO): transcription corepressor activity; NAD+ poly-ADP-ribosyltransferase activity
Source: RefSeq, a predicted model, not a curated record